CUGGAAGAACUGGUUUGACCUGUGGUCAGAUGGUCACCUGAUUAUGAUGACCAAACUCGGCAGAGUGUAGAAGAUAAGGUCCACAUGCCAGUGGACUGCAUCAACAUCCGCAUGGGACAUGAAUGUCGGGAUAUUCAGCCACCAGAUGGGAAGCCAAAAGACUGUAUGCUGCAGAUUGUUUGCCGAGAUGGGAAAACCAUCAGUCUUUGUGCAGAAAGCACAGACGAUUGUUUGGCCUGGAAGUUUACACUCCAGGAUUCCAGGACAAACACAGCUUAUGUUGGCUCAGAAGUCAUGUAUGAUGAGACAGCUGUGGCUUCCUCCCCACCUCCUUACACAGACUAUGCUGCACCAACCCCUGAGCAGGCAUAUGGCUAUGGUCCAUACAGUGGUGCAUACCCACCAGGAAUUCAAGUUGUCUAUGCUGCAGAUGGACAGGCUUAUGCUGUACCCUAUCAGUACCCAUGUGCAGGACUUUAUGGACAGCAGCCUGCCAACCAAGUCAUCAUUCGUGAGCGGUAUCGAAACAAUGACAGUGACCUGGCGCUGGGCAUGCUGGCUGGAGCAGCCACAGGCAUGGCCUUAGGGUCUCUGUUCUGGGUCUUCUAG
Messenger RNA from Dama dama (fallow deer), 609 nucleotides. RefSeq names its product pleckstrin homology domain-containing family B member 2-like. Gene Ontology annotation, biological process: regulation of cell differentiation. The coding region runs from base 85 to 609 and encodes 174 amino acids. The transcript has a single exon. The record is from RefSeq and is a predicted model, not a curated record. NCBI's taxonomy places the organism in Eukaryota, Metazoa, Chordata, Mammalia, Artiodactyla, Cervidae. Gene Ontology annotation, cellular component: membrane.